CAAUGUGUCAACAUACAAUCCACGAGGUAGGAGAAAACAUAACAUCGAAUUUCGGUGCCUCUUUUUACGUGCCAAAAAUCUGUGUUAUUUUUUCCCUCUUUCUUUCUUUCAACACUGUCACUCACUCAUUCACUCCUUUUCAUACUUUUCUCUUCCCUCUAGUCCCAUCUUCAAACCCUUUCCACACAAACCCAUUUUCCCCAAACAUGGGCGCUUCUGGCAACAAUCUUCUUCAAGUUCUCCUCAAAAACUUCGACGUUCUCGCUCUGCCUUUGGUGACCCUCGUUUAUCCUCUACAUGCUUCAAUCAAGGCUAUUGAGACCAAGUCUAGUGUUGAUGACCAACAAUGGCUCACGUAUUGGGUUCUCUACUCUUUGAUCACUCUCUUCGAGCUUACAUUUGCCAAAGCUCUUGAACUGCUUCCAAUUUGGCCUUAUGCAAAGUUGAUACUGAGUUGUUGGUUGGUUCUUCCUCACUUUAACGGAGCAGCACAUGUUUAUAGACACUAUCUUAGACCAUUCUACAUGAAUCCACAAAUGCCACAAAUGCCGCAAAUACCAGGAACUUCUCAAAUGUGGUAUGUUCCGCGGAAGAACAUAUUUAGUAAACAAGACGAUGUUCUUACGGCUGCAGAGAGAUAUAUGCAGGAACAUGGAACUGAAGCAUUUGAAAGACUCAUUACCAAGACUGACAGAGAAGCUAGAGCAAGGAGGAAUGGAAAUUACAUGAUCUUUGAUGAUGACUAUAGAUAUUAAUUGUUUUAACCAAGAGACAUUAUAUGAUGUUUUUCACCUUUAGUGUCACUUUAAUAGUUAAGUAGGUACCAAAUUGUACUCUAAUCUAAUUAGUAAUAUUGUUGGCUUGGCGGAAUUGGAUAGAUCAAGAGGUAUCUAUAAUCAAAUUAGUGAGUGUUUGUUUUAGUAAAAUACAUAUAAUCUUCUCAGUAACUUGUACUGG
This is a messenger RNA of Vicia villosa (hairy vetch), 957 nucleotides long. Its product is annotated as HVA22-like protein c. The transcript has 5 exons. Bases 3 to 755 code for a protein of 250 amino acids. Lineage: Eukaryota; Viridiplantae; Streptophyta; Magnoliopsida; Fabales; Fabaceae. The record is from RefSeq and is a predicted model, not a curated record.